AUGGCUUGCUUCGCUCACCUCCGCGAUAGCGUCCCUUCGUGGAUCUCAGACGCCAACCAGUUGUCCGUUCAUGUCUACACCAAACGCGCAGAAUUCGCCGCCGAGACGAGGAACAAGCCCAAAACUGGAUUACGGAAGAAGCCCGCCACUGCCAGUCUGUCUUCCUGCAACAGCCAGCGCCCCUUGAGUCUACGAGCCAGGUCGACGAGACGUGGAUUGAAACGGAUCUUGUCUCGAGAGUCGAUCAGAGAAGUCACCAAGCGACGCCGUGUGGACGCAGAGGAGGAGGGGGCAGAGGAAGAAGAAGAAGAAGAAGAGGAGGAAGAACAAGAAGUAAAGCCAGUCAUUUUAUAUGAUGGACACACGCAAAAAGCCCUCGAGCAGAUGGUGCGACAUAUCUGGUCAGCCAAGAGCAGCAUCCGGUCAUCUCGAAUCUCAACCUCAAUGCAGAGCGCCCUCCGCGGUCGAAUGAGAAUGCGAAUGGCGUCUACCGAAGAAAAAGAAAAAGAAAAAGAAACGCCGUCAACAGACCUGCUGUCGGCCAUUGAAGUCGAUGACAACGCACUCGCCCCAGACGACGACAACGCCGAACCGGAAGAGAUACCAGACUUUCGUAUCACACGCAGACCCGCACGCCAGAAGGAAAGCCCAUACGAUUUUAUCGAGGCGCAACUCGACGCCGCACAGAAUCUCUGCGAGUCGGCCGCGUACCGGUUCUUGCGUGAGGGUAAUUGUCUAGACGAGCUGGAGGGGUUGGUCGGAGCUUAUGAACUGGUCCUGGAGGCCGCGACGACCAUGGCCGAGCAGGAGGAAGAACGACUACAAAAAGAAGAAUCCGAAUUAGCAACAACAGAAAAGGAAGCCGAAGAUGAUAAACGCCCAGGCGGCGUGUUGAUCGAUGGCGCCGACAGCCCCGACGACCUCAACUCCGCCAUCCUCGAAGUUGACGAUCGCUCCGACACGUCUGAAGUCUCGAUUGAUAUCACCGCUUUCCGAAUGACGCGUUACGGUCAACGCACUUUGCAUCCUUUUACCUUGACACGCGCCGCGCGAUAA
This is a messenger RNA of Talaromyces rugulosus, 1056 nucleotides long. RefSeq lists its product as uncharacterized. The transcript has a single exon. Bases 1 to 1056 code for a protein of 351 amino acids. NCBI's taxonomy places the organism in Eukaryota, Fungi, Ascomycota, Eurotiomycetes, Eurotiales, Trichocomaceae. The record is from RefSeq and is a predicted model, not a curated record.